GGCUGCCGGGGUCAGUGCAAUUUAAACGUGUUGCGACUGAUGAGUGAACCUACGGCUGCCGCUCUUGCGUAUGGCUAUCAGCGUUWGAUGGGUAGUAGCAAGGCUGGAGGAGAAAGACCGUACAAGCGUCAGCGGUUGGUAGGGAGUAGCAAUGGUGGAGGAGGAAGACAGGUGGUAAGGCUCUGUAGGUGCGGCGAACAAGGGCAUUAUGAAAAUCAGUGCCCGAAGAACGAAGGCCAGAGCCAACAUGGAGGGAGUGGAGGUGAAAGCARCCCGGUCGUCUGGUUUAGCAAGGGUGUAGAGGUGGGAAGGACGGACGUCCUSGUUUUUGACAUGGGUGGGGGAACCUUCGAUGUGUCGGUUGUCACAAUGAAGUUCAAGAUUCAGCUUCAAGGGGAGGAUUUGCUGGUAAAGCCAAGGAUUCACACAAAGCUCAACCAGCUGAUUGUGGAUGCCAAGCAUGAUCUGUCCGUUAAAACCGAGACAGAGAUCGACCUGGAUUGCGGUGGCGAAGAAAUCCUCAUCUUGACAUUGGACCGCGCCAAAUUCGAGGCACUCAAUCAAGAGCUGUUUGACAGGUGCAUGAUGAUCGUGGAACAAGCUCUUUCUGAUGCGAAGAUCAGCAGGGGUGAGAUCUCGGAUGUGCUGCUGGCGGGUGGAUCCACGAGGAUCCCGAAGGUGCAAGAGAUGCUGACGGCAUUCUUUGGCAAGCCGCCCAUCAAGUCCGUUCACCCUGAUGAGGCUGUGGCAUUCGGAGCUGCUGUGCAGGCCGGCUUGCUGGCAAGAAGCGACAAGUGCACAGAGGCAUGCAUAUCGGUUCACGAUGUGACACCGGUAAGCAUCGGGGUCAAGACAAUGUUUGGCAUUAUGCGUGUUGUUGUCCGAAGAAACUCUCCCCUUCCAGCCACCGGAAGUGCGAUGUCAGCAAUCUCAGAUCCUUGUGUUCGGGUUGUGAUCAAAAUAGAUGCUGACGGGAUUCUCCAUGCGACAGCCGAGGCGAUUGCAAAUCAUAAGCACAUUGGGAAAACGGUUGAAACCACCAUUACCCUUGAUAAGAAUCUAGUGCAGUCUUCGGAACAGGCCGAGGCAAUUGAUUGGUACACAUCAGAAGCAAAAGCAGAGGACAACCAGAAUCUGGGCAGCAAGAGAUUCAUAUACUAGGCUGAGGAUCCUAAUUCUAAGAUUGCGAGAACAAGAUUUCUCCAACGAGUGCCACACUGAUCUGAAGAAGCAUUUGAAGGAGGCCUGGGUGUGGUAUAAUGGUCAGAGGAAACUGGCGUCGAAGGAGAAGUACGAUACGAGACAUAGAGAGCUGGAACUACUGGCGAAAGACUCAAAACCUUAAUGUGAUCUAGUCUUGAAAGUCUUCAACCGGCAAAGAAACGUAAAGCAAAAGCGCAACCUGAGCCUUGUGACGGUUGUGUGUAACUUUAUGUCUGGAGGUAAUCACAGGCAGGCCUCCCGGAUAUAACUCAGUAAAGCGCAUUGACUAAA
Messenger RNA from Chara braunii, 1494 nucleotides. NCBI's taxonomy places the organism in Eukaryota, Viridiplantae, Streptophyta, Charophyceae, Charales, Characeae. The record is from the annotation of a GenBank genome assembly.